CUGAUUGUGAAGUAUCGUUAUUUUUUAUCUGUAUUAGAAAUUACAAAAGCAAAAUGACAGUAAACGUCAUUUUAUAAUUCAUUGCCCAAGUCGGUCGAAUUGAAUAAAGUUAUUUUUGUGCGCGAUUUUAAUAAUUCAGCGUAAAUGGAAAAUAAUAGUGCGUUGGUUGUAGGAAGGAGGUGCUAAAGUGCAGUUUUUGUGUUUCAUACCGGUGCUUGAGUGUAUUACAGUGACAUCAAUGGCUUCUACACCAAAACAAGUGAACGGCAAACCGUCGAAUAGUAACGGCUCCCUGGGAAAGCGGAAGAAAUCUCGUGGGAGCAGAGGUUCGUACCUGUCCAAAUGGCUGGACAAGACGAUGCACCACAUCCAGGAGUCCACGCCCAGUAUGGAUACGUACGAUACAUUCGUCAACCCGAACGUGAACUAUUCGAUGGGGAGUUCGCAGUUCGCACCCGGCUAUGAUCCUUACAGACACAUGUACGGAUGCGCACCUGAGCCGAUGUCCCUGCCCACGCUGCCCUCUUACUGCAACCCACCAAUGAUGCCCUUCUACGGGCCCGAAUAUAGGUACGUGCAGAGUGUAAACAAAAGCAUCCAAGUGCAGCGGCCGCGACUGCGACGCCGGAGCGACAACAAGGCUGAGGAGGUGAGCAGUACGCCAGGACACGGUACUCCGACCCAUUCAGCCAAUAACUACUUGCAACCAAAGAAUCUUACAGACAGCCAGGACUUUGCUAGCUUACCACCUAUUGUGACAUCUGUGGGCGAUACUAAUUCCAACAGUGACAUGAAUUUGAAUGAUAAGGAUGAAGGAAGGGAUGGAAGAAGGUACAGUGACCCUUGUGUGAGAGGCUUGCCUGAUGUAGCCAGGCCUGCUAACGGAGAUGUGGAGUCAGGGUCAGAAGCCAGUUCAGACAUGUCUGGAAGUCAGGUGGGCAGCAGGCUACUGACAUGUCUUCUUGACCAAAUUACUUCCCUGAAGAUGGCAAAUGAAAGACUGAAUAAAGACUUAAUGGAUACCAAAGUGGAACUGGAGAACUUGAGACAACACAAUGCCAUAUUGAAGGGAUCUAAUUCAAGUAUUGGUGCGACACCUAAUCACUCACUAAAUGAUAAUGCAUUCUUAGCGGGGCAGUACGCACCAGGCUUCCUGACCGACUUGGUGCGCGAGAUCAGGGAUGCGGCACGCAUGCGCGAGGACGCACUUUACUCGCGCGUGCGAGCUAUGGUCGUCGAGAGGAACGAUGUCUUUGGUAUGUCAAGAACCGAAAAGCAACUGAUUUCAAAUGAUUAUCGUGAUCGCGGCGUCGGCGUUUAUACUAACGGUUUGACAUCUUCGGAAGCUAAGUUCACGGAAAAAGCUCUUGAAGAGAUCAAGAGUUCUCUGCGUGCUUCGGAAGCGGACAAGCGGCGUAUGAUGGAUCGCAUCGUCAAACUGGAAGACGAAUUGCGCGUACUUAGACUCACUAACGGCAGUAUGGAGUCGAACGAGAACAAAAUAUCGAACGGUAACGUUGAAGACGCGGACGCCGAGUGCAUGCGCCUACGCAAGGAACUCGCCGACAUGCGCAAAGCCAAACAGAACGCCGAAGAACAUUCGCUUAAUGAUGCUGAAAGCAGUUCUUGACUGGUAAUAAAAAAGUAUGUUAAUUGCAUCCUUAUUACGCAUAUUCAAAUAACAGACGCCAUAUUCUUCAUUUCAAAAUUUACAAAUCACAGAAUGAGUAUGUGAAUGCUUUGUGAAACGGUGUGUCAAUUAAAAAAAUACCAUGAUCUAUGUCAUUAAGGUGCAUUUUUCUAUGUCCAGUUUUCUCACUGCUCAGCUGCUAGAGUACAUCUAACAAUGCAUAAAGUUCCAUUAGUUUCUAACGAGCUAGCUGAAAUUUUGCGCACGCAAUUUAAACUUGCCCGAAGUACGGUGUUUCGUUAAUUUGUGUUGUUUGUUUGAUAAUUAAUUGAUCGAUUGCAGUCUUCUGUGAAUAUUUUGUGUCUAUAUCAAUCAGUGAAGUUUGUUCUGCCUGUUUGAUUUAGCUGGCAAACUAUAGCUUUGGUUUUCGAGUUUGAGAUUAUUGCGAUAAUUUUGAUUAAUUGUUAGGGAGCUGGAAAUUAUUUUAACUGUCGAUCAAGGUUUGCUCAACCGAUUCAAAGUUGUAUUAUUUGACAAUAGUUAGCCGCAAUAUACAAUAAUACUCUUAUAUGAGAAAAAAACAUACACCAAUACGUAUAUUUUAUGUUUUGUGUAAAAACGCUCACAUUAGGAAUUCUGUGUAAAAAAAUUAACGAGUGGCUCAUGUGAUUGUGAUGUUUAUUAUUUUAUUAUUAUUAUUUAGCGAAUUUAAUUCACUAGUUAAGUGUUUUGUGUGUGAUUGUACUUGUUUGCUCUCUAACGUUUGCAUGUUGUAAUGAAACACGAGUGAAAUUAUUAAUUGUAAUUAAAAUUUAAUAUUAAUAAACGAUUUGUAUAGUUUAGUCGGCCAACGUAUACUGGUUAUUGUAUAUUAAAAAGCCUGUACUUAUAUUGUAAUGAUAGAAUUUAAUAUUUAAAAUAAUAUGCAGUCAUGUAACUCUUUCUAAGACUAGUUGACUAGACUUAUGUUUGCAAAAAUCUAAUACUGAAAUUGUAAUUCAUUUAAAUUAGAUUAUACAUUUUGCUAGAUAGAA
Messenger RNA from Helicoverpa armigera (cotton bollworm), 2664 nucleotides. RefSeq lists its product as uncharacterized. NCBI's taxonomy places the organism in Eukaryota, Metazoa, Arthropoda, Insecta, Lepidoptera, Noctuidae. The coding region runs from base 239 to 1630 and encodes 463 amino acids. The transcript is spliced from 8 exons. The record is from RefSeq and is a predicted model, not a curated record.